UGUCUGCUGUCGUUUCGUUUUCCCCAUUGUAAAUGCUUCCGGUUGUUUCUGUACAUGCGCGUUGAAGUCCUAUUCAACUUCCUUUUUGGGGUCUUGUGUCAGAGAAGACAGAAUGAAGACCAUUAACACAACCCAGACUGUAAAGGUGAAGGACAAGAGAGUGACUGUAUCAGUCAAGUCACGUAAAGUGACAGUUAAAGGUCCACGUGGUACGUUGGUUCGUAGUUUCCAGCAUCUCCCUGUUGAUAUUUCUAUGACAUCUCCUAAUGAACUAAAGGUUGAAAAAUGGUUUGGUAAGCAUAAGGAAAUCGCUGCAGUCACCACUGUAUGUGCUCACGUGAAAAACAUGAUGAAAGGUGUUACUGUGGGUUUUCUUUACAAGAUGAGAGCUGUAUAUGCUCACUUCCCCAUUAACGUAGCAGUCUCUAACAACAACACCAGUGUUGAGAUCAGAAAUUUCUUGGGUGAGAAGUUCACUCGUCAUGUUGAUAUGUUGAAAGGUGUAACAUUCAAAGCAUCUGGUAACAAGGACGAGUUUAUUCUUGAGGGGAAUGAUGUUGAGUUGGUCUCCAGAUCAGCUGCUUUGAUCCAACAGUGUACUUCUGUCAAGAACAAGGACAUUCGUAAAUUUUUGGAUGGUAUCUAUGUGUCAGAGAGGACAACUGUUGUUCAGGAAUAAUUGAGUCAAUAAAUUAUGACAGUUUUGA
Physella acuta is the source of this 707-nucleotide messenger RNA. Its product is annotated as large ribosomal subunit protein uL6. Gene Ontology annotation, cellular component: ribosome; cytosolic large ribosomal subunit. Gene Ontology annotation, molecular function: rRNA binding; structural constituent of ribosome. The record is from RefSeq and is a predicted model, not a curated record. NCBI's taxonomy places the organism in Eukaryota, Metazoa, Mollusca, Gastropoda, Physidae. Gene Ontology annotation, biological process: cytoplasmic translation.